Messenger RNA from Xenopus laevis (African clawed frog), 2076 nucleotides. Its product is annotated as phospholipase A2 inhibitor and Ly6/PLAUR domain-containing protein. The record is from RefSeq and is a predicted model, not a curated record. Lineage: Eukaryota; Metazoa; Chordata; Amphibia; Anura; Pipidae. The transcript is spliced from 5 exons. Bases 541 to 1188 code for a protein of 215 amino acids.
CUGCUCACAGAGGGUGGAUGUGUUGUGCUCAGUGCUGGACGGUUAUUAUCAUCCUACACAAGGAGGACAAAUUGAGGACCUUUCCAACUUGGCACUGGACACUUGUCUAAGGACGUUCAAGUCAAAUGCCUGACAGAGGAUGGAAACUCUUACAGGAUAUUUCUGCCUUGGCACAAGCAAACCAGGGCUAAGGGGUGUGACUUUGGUUUCUUGAAGCGACUCCUAUACAAACUGUGAUACGUCGAAACAUCAGGAAAAGUCCGGAGAGCACCUGUUCUUGUACAAGCACCAACUCAUUCUCAUUGUAUCUGGAAUCGCUUGCUGAGAAAUACAACUUGGACGAAGUUCUAAAUUAGGAACGUGAUCAUUGUGCUUUGUGGGAAGCAAUCAGAAGUAUUCUUGUUUUGGGGUAAAUACUGAAAAGAGAAGAAGACAACUGGUGUGAGAAGUAACUGAUCAUACAAGUCCACGGAAGCUGCUCUAGAACCCCAACCAGAAUCUAUAAACAGUGGUUACAGCAAUAGACCCCAGAAGACCAUCAUGACGGCAGUAUUAUUAAUCCUUCUCUGUUCUUCCUUAAUCUCCGCAGGAGUUACUCUCGAAUGUGAGGUGUGUUCUUCAAGCACUGGAAACACCUGCUCAGGUCACUUUGAAAUCUGCAAAGAUCCCGAAAGCCGCUGUAUGGUGACCCUGACUGAGACCUCUCUUGGCCAAGUGAAGAGUGCAGUCCUGACGAAGGCUUGUGGAAGUUUUUAUAACUGCACUCACCUAGUGAGCCUGAGAGCCAAUGGAUAUCGAGUAAGAGUGAGCUCCAGCUGUUGUGCCACUGACUACUGCAAUAAAGGCACCGUCCCUUUGGUAGCACCCAACGUCACCCUCAAUGAACUCAGCUGCCCGUCCUGCUUUGCUAAGGAUUCAGAAUCCUGUGACGCUCACACCACUGUGAACUGCACUGGAAACGAGUAUCACUGUGUUCGGUUUUCAGUCUCUAAACAGAGAGGAUCUACCAUCAAAGUAGCUGGCUGUGCUUCAGAUAGCGUCAUCCAGUCCCAUGGAAAAGCCGCUUUUCGGGGAUCAUCAGUCCAUGUGUCCAGCUUUAGAAGUGGGAACAGUGGAGAAACCCUACAACAAGGCUCUUUGCUGAUAUCCCUGACUCUUCUCACAGUUAUAAAGAUGUUCUCAUUGUGAGACACUAAUCAAUCCCCACUUGGAAAACAUGUGAUAUCCAGAUAUUUUAUAUUUAUGAUAUAUAGCUACCACAAAAAUGUUUUAUAUAUUAUAUUGCAGCUGUCCUUGCCAAACCAAAGGCUGAACGACAUUGUUCUUGAACAGGACAUAUUAAAAUAAGACUCAGUAAAUGUUCUUUGACAAUGGUUUUGGAAUUAGAAAUGCCAGAACUGACCUAAGAAACACUUAAUACCCUAUGAUACUCUAUCUGGGACAGAGACUUAUAACAGGACUAUUCAAUAACUGUGAUGUGACUCAAGGAGGGAUGAUGGAGAAGCAAGGAACUUGGCCUCCUUUUUGCUUAUAAUAUUCUACUGAAGCUGUUUAUGUACUAUGCUACACAAAUGUAAAUUUACUAGCACUUUAUUUUAAAGUCUGGGCCUGGUUUGUAAAGCAAAGUAAAAAAUUAAGCUCCAAAUGCCCUAUUUCUAAUCUAUCCUUGAUCAACAGUUCAUCAAUAGUUCAUUAAGAUUAACAGUUGUAGCUGGAAAAGGUUCAAGGAACCUGGUCCCUCUGUACAGAUAAACUGUGAGGUGUUGUGUGACUAUUGUGGGGCACCAUUCAGUUUGCCAUACUUCUAUAUGCCCAGUUCAUUUAGUGGCUCAUAUAGGAUAUCCAUUGGGAAUGAUACUGUAAGUAAACAGGAGACAAGGGCAAACUGAUUUCCAUUCCAUAGUGUUUAAAAUGGGAUUGCCUUGGUAACCCACUUCAGUCGCACCCUAGUUCUUCAACAAACAAUGAACAGUUGCUUUAUUACAUGACAAAUGACUGCACAUUCCAUUUGUGAUCCAUACCUUUGUUGUGUUGCUGAUUAACCAGCAUUCAUGUAUAAAUGACUCCAAUGAUGAA